AUGCCGACCGAUACGCGACAGCCAACGAUUGGGGCAGGUCAUGGCACCGUCCCAAAGCCGGCUCCUACAUCUGCUACAAAUGCGAGCGCUGAGAGGCCUGUUGGGAACGAUCGGAAUGAAUAUGCCACCCAACAGCCAACGCAGACGAAGAAACUGUCUUCAAAGGCCGUCAUGGACAUGGAACACAAGCAUGGUGCACACAACUACCAUCCUCUGCCAGUCGUCUUUGAUUCUGCAAAGGGAGCAAAGGUUUGGGAUCCAGAGGGAAGGGAGUACAUUGAUAUGCUGAGUGCAUACUCAGCGGUCAACCAAGGCCACUGCCACCCAAAACUCGUCGCCGCCGUUCAAGCCCAAGCGAGCAAACUCACCUUGUCCUCUCGCGCGUUUUACAACUCGCAAUUUGGACCGUAUGCAGAGUUUGUGACGCGCAUGUUUGGAUAUGACAUGGUGCUCCCCAUGAACACGGGCGCAGAGGCUGUUGAGACGGCCCUCAAGGUGGCGAGAAAGUGGGCUUAUGAGGUUAAAAAGGUUCCGCAGGGGAAAGCGAUGAUCCUUGCCUGCGAGGGGAAUUUCCAUGGUAGGACACUCGGUGUCAUCAGUAUGAGUACCGAUCCUGAAAGUCGUGGUGGAUUUGGGCCAUUCCUCGAAGGUGUAGGCCCGACGUAUAUGUCCAAAGAUGGGACUACAAAGGCGAUUCGGUACAACUGUAUCCCGGAUCUCAAAGAGGCACUCGAAACACAUGGAGGUCAUAUCGCAGCGUUCCUUGUCGAACCCAUUCAAGGUGAAGCAGGUAUCGUUGUCCCAGACGACGGAUAUCUCGCCGAAGCACACAAGUUGUGCAAAGAAUAUAAUGUGCUCCUUAUUUGCGACGAGAUCCAGACGGGGUUGUGCCGCACAGGAAAGAUGUUGUGCGCCGAGUGGGAUGGUGUGCGUCCGGACAUGAUUCUUCUUGGCAAGGCGCUUUCUGGGGAAUCAGACAAGCCGAUCAUGGGCGUUAUCAAGCCAGGUGAACACGGUAGUACUUAUGGCGGUGCCAUUGCCAUUGUAGCAUUGCAAAUCCUCGUUGACGAGCAACUCGCCGAGCGUGCGGAGCGACUGGGCAAGGUUUUCCGUGACGGUAUCAAGGCGAUCAACUCGCCACUCGUCCAGACCGUACGCGGGCGAGGAUUGCUAAACGCGGUCGUGAUCGAUGAGAGCAAGAGCAAGCGCGGACGCACGGCAUGGCAGCUUUGCUUGCUCCUCAAGCAACGUGGGCUCUUGGCGAAGCCUACGCAUGUCAACACCAUACGGUUUGCGCCGCCAUUGGUGAUUGAAGAAGAAGACCUCCGCAAGGCGAUUGAUAUCAUUGCAAAGGCGUUGAAGGAUCUGGAUGAGCUCGACGUUCUUCCUGGCGAAGAGGCAGAGGAGCCCGAGGAAAAGUCGUACACCGCUCAUGUCGAGCUCUAA
Molecule: messenger RNA, 1446 nt
Organism: Serendipita indica DSM 11827
Lineage: Eukaryota; Fungi; Basidiomycota; Agaricomycetes; Sebacinales; Serendipitaceae
Source: the annotation of a GenBank genome assembly